This is a messenger RNA of Plasmodium knowlesi strain H, 832 nucleotides long. Its product is annotated as SICAvar, type I (fragment). The record is from RefSeq and is a predicted model, not a curated record. Lineage: Eukaryota; Apicomplexa; Aconoidasida; Haemosporida; Plasmodiidae. The transcript is spliced from 2 exons. The annotation marks the transcript as partial.
AUGUCGGACAGAUUCGCAAAUGUGUUGGCAGAAUGGUACAGGAAUGCGGGGAAAACUGGCGACGCCGCCUAUGAAGAAGUCGAGAAAGAAAUGAAGGAUAUGUUUGAAGAAUUAAGGGGGCGUAUAGAUAACGAGAUUGAUCACACAGGAGUGGCGAAAGCUUGUGCGCAGGUGAAAAUGAAUUACGGAGGGAGGGGACCUCAUAAUCAGGAGAAAAAAAUAUGUAAAACUCUAGUAAAAACAAUAUAUUGGAUGAAUGGAUUAGAUAAGGACGGUACACCGAAGGUGGACCAUGGCAAACCGGGCGAGAGGGAACUGAGGGAACAUUUAAGGUGUAUAGUAGGUUACAGUGCUAUGGCAAAAAUACUCAGUAAUAAGUGUGAAGUGGUUGACAUUAUAGAAAAUGUUCAGGAGACUGUGGGGGAUGUAAUAGGGAUUGGGGCGAAAGGGAAUAUUAACGAAAAAUGCAAUUCGGUUACAUAUGGGGAUCUUGCAUUAGGUUCCCAAAUUUUGCAGAAAAACUUGGGGGAAUGGGUUCACAAGGGUAACAGCGCAAAGAAUUGGUUAAGUACAUACCUUAAUUGGGAGCUGUGCCCGAAGAAUGGGAAAUGGAAACAUGAAAAUAUAGACGAAGGGCAAGAUAAAAACAAAGGAGUUAUGGAUUUGUUUAAGGAGAAAAAGGGCGCUGACUUAUACAAGAAAAUUGAUCCCCCUGUUGGUUCAACUUCACAAGAGAACAAAUUACAAGAAGUCCUACAUCACGCAAAAUCAUGUGGAACAGAAAGUGGUGAAAUGGAGAACUGUCUAAAGAAGAAAAUGGAAUUAAUAGUAG